This is a messenger RNA of Paramecium sonneborni, 2276 nucleotides long. The record is from the annotation of a GenBank genome assembly. Lineage: Eukaryota; Ciliophora; Oligohymenophorea; Peniculida; Parameciidae.
AUGAGAGAAGGACAAAGACUUAAUUAAUCAAUAUCUUAUUGUCGACCAAGUCCAGAUAAGAAGGGUUUAAAUCACAGUAAAGUUAUUUCAGAUAGUUAUCGAAAAUUUCUUGCUACAUAUUAAUAGUUAUCUAUGUUAGGCAGUUAGUAUAAAUCUUCAUAUAAUACACUUAUGCCUUAUAUAAACUUUUUUAAAUACAUGGCUAAGAGAUAUGAUGAAACAAACUAAAAAUGCAAAUUGAAAAUGUGGAUUCCAGAUACAAUAAUCUUAAAUGAUAUCGAUUUAAGUGCAAUAUGGUUAUACAGUAGUGCAGACGGUUAUGUUUAUAGAAGUGAUUCAUUUACAUCUAGAAAUGCAGCAUAAAAAUUUACUGAAGGUAGUAGUGAUCCAGAUGAAUUAAUUGCAGUUGUAAAGAAACCACACUACAAAGAUAUGGAAUUAAUAGGAAAUGAUACAAAACCAAUAUUAAAGAAAGAUAUACAGCUGGUAUUUUCAAAUUGCAUGAGUGUGAAAUAAGAAAUCACAUGCUUAUAAAAAUAUAUAAGAUGUUAAGGUUCUAUGGCAUAUAUAUGUAGAACAAUUUGGAAAAAGAAUGGAUAAAUUAUAGCUUGGGUUAUUACUAAUAAACUAACAUUUUAAGAUGAAGGUGAUUAUGCUUAAAGAUGUCUUGCAAGUGCUAGUAAAUAUAAAUAAACUAAUAUCAUUUAAUGUAAGGGUGGUCGUUUCAUUGAAGAAACCCUUCCUUAUAUAUAAAAUCUAUUACUCUAUUGUAGACAAAGCAUGAAUGUUGAAUUUGAUGAAUUAGGCUGUGAUUUUACUAAAGGAAUAGAUAAUAAAUGGUAUUUACUUAAUGUUAGAGGAUUUAAAUUAAAUAACCCUAAUCAAUAAAUUUUUACUAGACAUAUUACACAUGAUGAACAAAUACCAGCAGAUUAUGAAAAAAAAUAAGUUUCACAUUAAAAUCAAUAAUGGAAUUUUACAAAAACUUAGGUUUGUAAAUUUUGUGAACUUAUUUUUCCAGCAAAAGAAUUAACACAUUAAUUAACUUUAAAAAUGCUAAUAGAAUGUGAUUUACAUUUAUUAAGUAGAAAUAUUGAGUUAAAACAUUUAUAAAUUAGAAAUAGGAUUAAUUUUACUCAUUUAGAUAGUGCUAUGUUAUUUCAUAAAUAUUAUGUUUGUGACAGUUGUUAUUAAUUAUUUAUGGCUUGUGAUGAAUUAGUGUAACUUGAAUUUAAAAUGGCUUAAAAAGUAGGAAUUGAUGUCUAUGAAAAAAACAACAUUAUUUCACUUACAUAAUAAGAUUAUCGCGUUAAAGGGCCUAAUGUUGUUUAGAGAUAAGCUAAUACUAUUUUUGGAAAUGGGGAAUAUUAUAUUAAGCCUCUUGAUUGGGAAAUGUUAAAUGAAGUACAAAUUAAACUAAUGCCCAAUAUACCUGAAAUUAAUUAUGGAACCAUUCCUAAAAUAAAAAGAUUUAGAAUAAUGAUUUAUAUGAAGACACUUUCCCAAAUUCCAAUCGAAGCUUAAUUUAAUUAAUCUAAGUAUUAUAUUUAUUAUAGCUUUCUCAAUUAAGAUAUUAAGUAAUAUGUUUAUAUUAUUAAAGAUUUUAAUUAGAUAUGAAAAGGAGUCUAGACCAUUCAAAAGACAUAUUAAACAUAGAUCAUGUUAAAUUGUUUUAUCUUUUUGCAGCUGAUAGACCUGAUAUCAAUUGCAUUUUAUCACAUUUAAAAAUUGGUUUAUUAUGCAAUUCCGAAUUAAUAGGAGAAUUUGAAUGUGAAUUAGGAGAUUUCAAAAGCUCUCAAGUUACAAUUAAAGAAUAUUUAAAAUAUUUUUCUGGAAUCUAAAUUAAAUAAAUUUUAUCUUGGUCAACAGAUUUAAGUAUAGGAGUAGUUGAAAGUUAAUAAGGCAGUAUUAAUGUAGAAAGAAUCAAACUUUAAAAAUAAGGAACCAUUUAUAUACCCAAUAUUGAUUAUUAUUGUAGUGAACCAUUACCUUAAGAAUGGAUGAAUUAAUUUGAAAAAAGAAAAAAAAAUAACAUUAAUCACAUGGGAAAUAAUAGUACAAGUUUUGCAAUCUCUGAUGUUUCAAAUAUUUUAGAUCAAUCAAGAGUUCAAUAGACCAAAAAUCAAUCAAGAAAAAGUUGUACUGUUGCAACUACUGCCCCUAAUAAAUUAGAUUAAUCUUCCAUUUUAUAUUCUGAACUUUUGGAGUAUUAAAAAGAGUAUUAUAUUAAUCUAUAUUUUAUAGCACAGAUAAAAUACUUAAUUUUGAUUAUUGAC